AUGGUGGUGGAGUGGCUGAAGAAGAGGAGAAAGGACACCAAGUUCUGUGCUUCCCUGCGCAGGCUGCUGGGCAGCCGCAAAUUCACGACGCUCAUGAUCAGCAUCAUCUCCAUCAACGCCAUCUCCCUGGCUGUGGAGACCAGCUACCGCUGCCGGUUGCGCUGGGGUACCUUUUUCGAGGUCACAGAUGCUUUCUUCAUCGCUGUUCACACCACCGAGCUUUUGCUGAAGCCGUACGUGGAUCCCAUCGCCUACCAGAAGAGCAGCUACAACACCUUGGAUGCCACCAUCCUCCUCAUUGCCUUCCUCCCGCACGUCUUGCCUGUGGACACCGCCACGCGCACCCACCUGGAGGGGACGACCAGAGGUUUCCAGACCCUCCACAUACUCAAGCUCAUCACGUACAGCAGCGGGAUGAGGAUUUUCACAGAGACUUUUGGCCAGACAGUGCAGACAGUGAUGUAUGCCCUCAUCCUGCUAUUCCUGCUGAUGUUUGUGUUUGCCGUUUUGGGACAUGGAUGGUACGGAGAUCCCAAAACCGGAGACACUGAAGACUGGGGCAGCUUGAAGGCUGCCCUCUUCACGGUCUUCAGUUUAGUAACCGUUGAUGGUUGGACAGACUUACAGCACAAGAUGGAUCAUUAUGGGUUUACGAGCAGCCACGUGUUCAUAGUUGUGUUCAUCUUGCUAGGCAACUUCAUCUUCUUCAAUAUGUUGAUUGCACUUGUGAUUACCAAAACCCAGGACUUGACUCAGAAGUGCGAACAGGACUGCAAAGCAGCGAAGGCGGCUGCUGUUUGGGCCAAGAAACAGAAGAUCCUGAAAAUGCAGGGGAAGAACGUGAGCAGUCAAGUCACGCUGGAGCAGGUGGGCUGUGGUCAGCCGUGGGUGGAUAGCACUGUCUGCAAAUGUCAGAUGUUGUUUAACAGGCACAAAAUCACUCAAGGUGAAGAUUUCAGUGAGCUGCUGGGUGACAUUAAAAAGACUUUGCGCCACUCCGAUAUCAUCAUUAUGGAGGGUUUUUGUUUCACCAUCCCAUUUAUUGAUCUGUAUUUGCUGUUCCUGGACCUCCAGGAUGACACACUGAACAGGUUGCAGCAUCACUGUUACGAACAUACUGGCAUAUUGAGAGAGACUGUGGAAGUCAUGAAAGAGAAAUCUUUGCCAGAUCAUGAGAAGGUGAAAAGUUAA
Messenger RNA from Gymnogyps californianus (California condor), 1191 nucleotides. RefSeq names its product cation channel sperm associated 3 (gene CATSPER3). The transcript is spliced from 8 exons. The coding region runs from base 1 to 1191 and encodes 396 amino acids. The record is from RefSeq and is a predicted model, not a curated record. Gene Ontology annotation, molecular function: monoatomic ion channel activity. Gene Ontology annotation, biological process: monoatomic ion transport; transmembrane transport. Gene Ontology annotation, cellular component: membrane. NCBI's taxonomy places the organism in Eukaryota, Metazoa, Chordata, Aves, Accipitriformes, Cathartidae.